This is a messenger RNA of Drosophila kikkawai, 966 nucleotides long. It is a transcript of the gene sgll, whose product is annotated as sugarlethal. Gene Ontology annotation, molecular function: pyridoxamine phosphate oxidase activity; FMN binding. Gene Ontology annotation, biological process: pyridoxine biosynthetic process; pyridoxal 5'-phosphate biosynthetic process. NCBI's taxonomy places the organism in Eukaryota, Metazoa, Arthropoda, Insecta, Diptera, Drosophilidae. The record is from RefSeq and is a predicted model, not a curated record.
AGGUUAUCGAAAGCUGCCCAGUUCUGGCGAUUGACAUUGCCAAAAACAGAACACAAAAUUAAGCUGCGAAAGAUAACGAUUUGGCGAGAAGAUAAGCCUGUAAAAUGAAAUUCCUGCAGGCUGUGCGCAAAAUGAGCCAAUCUUCCCCAGAAGUUCAUCUUUCAGCCCUGCGCCUCAAGUACCAUGACCGCAAGGAUGCCUUCCUGGAGGACAAUAUAAGCGUAAAAAAUCCUUUUUGCGUAUUCCGCGAUUGGCUGGACCUAGCCCUUAAGACGCCGGAGAUCCUGGAGCCUAAUGCCGCUGCCCUGGCCACCGUGAGUGCUGAUGGCAAACCAUCCAAUCGCUUUGUCCUGGUAAAGGAUGCCACCGCCGACGGCUUCACCUUCUUCACCAACUAUGGCAGUCGCAAGGCAGCGGAUAUUGCCGCCAAUCCCAAUGUGGCCAUAUCCUUUUACUGGCUGCCGCUGAGGCGGAGUGUGCGCAUCGAGGGCGUGGCUGAGAAGAUUUCCCGCGAGGAUUCCCUCAAGUACUUCCACCAGCGGCCAAGAGCCAGUCAAAUUGGUGCAGCUGCCAGUCCGCAAAGUCAACAGAUUCCGUCCCGGAGCUACUUGGAUGAAGUGGAGGCUGGGAUCAAGGAGAAGUUGGGCGCCAACGGGGAGGUGCCCCUGCCCAAUUGGGGCGGCUACCUGGUGCGUCCAGACCUCAUAGAGUUCUGGCAGGGACAGACCGAUCGUCUGCACGAUCGCAUUCGCUUCCGACGCGGUGCUGGAGUGGAGUCGGAAAUCGAUGGCAAGCAUGUCCAUAAGGGAGAAGAUGGCUGGAUAUACGAGCGAUUGGCUCCUUAGGCUGGGGAAUUAUUAAGCUUGUAACAGAUGUCUUCCAAAUGUUGUUUCGCAGGGCGAAAAGUUAAAGAUUGCUUUUAAUAUUUAAGAGAUUAUAAUAAAGGAGUUUGUUUGCGUUUACCAA